CGCCGGGAUCGUCAUUCCAUUUGUUGUUGAGUUAGGGCGCCAACGAGGACCCACACUAGCAGACUCUAUAAAAAAUCGUGUUCACACAUAAAACAAAGUUCGAUUUCCAUUCGUUUGUUGGCCGCAAGAACCCACUUAACUAACUGCCAAAAUGUGUGACGAUGAUGCGGGUGCCCUGGUUAUUGACAACGGGUCUGGUAUGUGCAAGGCUGGCUUCGCCGGCGAUGAUGCGCCCCGUGCCGUAUUCCCCUCGAUUGUUGGCCGGCCACGCCACCAGGGUGUGAUGGUGGGUAUGGGUCAGAAAGAUUCCUAUGUAGGUGAUGAGGCGCAGAGCAAAAGAGGUAUACUCACAUUGAAAUAUCCCAUUGAGCAUGGCAUCAUCACAAAUUGGGAUGAUAUGGAGAAAAUCUGGCAUCAUACCUUUUACAAUGAAUUGCGUGUCGCACCUGAAGAGCAUCCAGUAUUAUUGACCGAAGCGCCACUUAAUCCCAAAGCCAAUCGUGAAAAGAUGACCCAAAUCAUGUUCGAGACAUUUAACUCGCCCGCCAUGUAUGUGGCCAUUCAGGCUGUGCUCUCCUUGUACGCUUCCGGUCGUACCACCGGUAUUGUAUUGGAUUCUGGUGAUGGCGUUUCGCACACUGUACCCAUCUAUGAAGGUUUCGCCUUGCCACAUGCUAUUCUGCGUCUUGACUUGGCCGGUCGCGAUUUGACCGACUAUUUGAUGAAGAUCCUCACCGAGCGCGGUUAUUCAUUCACCACCACAGCCGAGCGUGAAAUCGUGAGGGACAUUAAGGAGAAAUUGUGCUAUGUUGCUUUGGACUUUGAGCAGGAAAUGGCCACUGCCGCUGCAUCCACCUCUUUGGAGAAGUCGUAUGAAUUGCCUGAUGGUCAAGUGAUCACCAUUGGUAAUGAGCGUUUCCGUUGUCCAGAGGCGUUAUUCCAGCCCUCAUUCUUGGGCAUGGAAUCGUGUGGCAUUCACGAGACUGUCUACAAUUCGAUCAUGAAGUGCGAUGUUGACAUCCGUAAGGAUCUGUAUGCCAACUCGGUCUUGUCUGGCGGCACCACCAUGUACCCAGGUAUUGCCGAUCGUAUGCAAAAGGAAAUCACUGCCCUCGCGCCAUCUACCAUCAAGAUCAAGAUCAUUGCGCCACCUGAGAGAAAAUACUCCGUCUGGAUUGGAGGUUCUAUCUUGGCUUCUUUGUCCACAUUCCAGCAGAUGUGGAUCUCCAAGCAGGAAUAUGAUGAAUCCGGACCUGGCAUUGUGCACCGCAAAUGCUUCUAAGUCUUUCAAUCAUGAAAGAUUGAUGAAUGCUUUAGCGCAAGAACAGUCCCACAAAACUAGCAAUAACAAUAACAGAAACAACAUAUCUACGUUUAAACACCUCGAAUGUCAGCAAGAUAUCGUGCUGAAAGCCAAUGAAACCACCAAAAGCGAAUUCAUGGCGCAAUCAAGAACUUCGGUUACAACAACACAAAAGGCAUUAUUAACAACAAGAAUCAAAAGAUCGCUACAGUUAUAUUGGGAAGGCAACAGUAAUUUUAAGCAAAUCAAUAACAACACAGCUAAAGCACAUAACGGAAAUUAUAUGCCACUGCUCAUAUGCGACAUCUGUAGGAAUUUUCUUUGCAUUACAUUGUGAUUGCACGUGAAAUUUCAAAUAAAUUUUUAUUUCCGGAUUUAAAAAAUAAAAUUCGUGCAACGCUGAAAAUUUUUCUUCAAAUGUGCCAACAAAAAUGCCAUUGUCCUUAAUUGUAAAACUAAAAAAAUGUGAAACUAAAACUACUAAAAUUUAGAAAUGAACAACAAGUAAACAAUUAUUUUCUUAAUUAAAACGAACACCUUUCCAUUGACUAACCAAGGCAUAAAAUAUUAAAUGUAGAGCAUACGCAAAAUGGAAGAAAACUACAAAAGAAAAAAAACCCAAAAAAAAAAAUAUUUUAUUAUAAAAACCAAAGUGCUUUUCUAUUUCAUCUUUUUAAAAUUAUAUUAAACUUAAUUAAAUGAACAACAAAAUCUUUAAGUAAAUUAUUUGAAAUUUAUUAGAAAUAAAUAAGAAGCCACCAAUGACAGUUUUCAGUGCAAAAGAAAUGUUAUUUCAAAUGGUAGAUAUUAUUACUUGCCGAUAAUUUGAUUCGAUGUUUUAGAUGCUUUAUUAAGAACCUCUACUUUUUUUAUCACUAAAGUUCUUCAAAAGCAUUUCACUUCCAUAUCGACCCUCAGGUCUAAACUUGUUUGCCGAAACAGGUAGGGUAGCAGGAAUAUAUCAGCGAGCGUUAACAGUACGAAACAGCAGAGCUAUGAGUUAAGUUUUGUUCAGGUCUUUUGAUGCAAGCAUAGUCGAUACACUUUAAACCUGUAAUAGCGAGUUAUAAACGAUAUUAAGAGCUGUCUACACUUCUCUAAUGGUGACGGGAUGGGUGCUCUAAACACACUGUCUCGAUACUGUCGUCGUUAGUAUACAAGUCGACUUAAUUUAUGAUAACGAAGUACGUCCAGAAAUCUCCUUAUUCAGCUAAUGCCAUGAAGCAUAGCAAAGUUUACUAGAGAAUUAACUAUGGAAUGCAUUCUUUAAAAAAAAAAAAAAAAA
Molecule: messenger RNA, 2588 nt
Organism: Bactrocera oleae (olive fruit fly)
Lineage: Eukaryota; Metazoa; Arthropoda; Insecta; Diptera; Tephritidae
Gene: Act88F
Product: Actin 88F
Biological process (GO): mitotic cytokinesis
Source: RefSeq, a predicted model, not a curated record